This is a messenger RNA of Effrenium voratum, 1954 nucleotides long. The record is from the annotation of a GenBank genome assembly. Lineage: Eukaryota; Dinophyceae; Suessiales; Symbiodiniaceae.
AGCCAUGAUGCCUCCACCCCCAGUGCCGCCAGCACCAGCGCCCGCGCCAGCGCCCGCGCCUGCGCCGCCAAAUGUCCCGAAGCUGCAGCGGGCGGUGUCGGCCGUGCGGCCAGAGGCACAGGAGGAGAUGCUCAAGGCACUGCUCCAGGAGGGCGAGGCUUUGCAGCAGAAGAUCCACGAGAUCACCGCUGCCAGGACCCACGGGCGCUCAGAUGUAGAGGACAGGGUGAGGGACGAGCAGCAGCAGGCCAAAGAAGCUCUUAUCGCCAAGCUGCAGCAAGAGCUCAGUGAGGAGCACGAGAAACAGGAGCAGAGCAAUGCGACCAAGGAGCAGAUCCACGGCUACGAGGCGCAGCGGGCGCAGCUGAAGCUCGAGCUCCAGCGCCUGGCCGCUAGCGGCGCGGCCGCCCUUAGCGGCUCCGGCGCGGUCCGGGAGGAGGUGCUGAGGGCGGAGGAGAGGUGCCGGCAGCUGCAGACCCAGCUGCAACGCCUCGAGGCCAACGCCUUCCUCUCCAAGGUGGAUGAUCGGCGCGAGGCCAACAUGAGGAUUGCAGCGCUGGAGGAGCAGGUGAGGUUGCGGGUGGCAGAGCACCAGGGGCAGGUGGACGAGCACUUGAACGCCCAGCAGGCGAGAUUGGUGAAGGUCCAGGAGAAGCAGCGGCUGCAGAGCCGGUGCCUGGACUUGAAGCAACGGAACGAGCAGCUGCAGAUUGAGAUCGAGGCCCAGCAGUCGGAGAUGCAGAAGGUGGACCGGGAGAUGCGGCUCAUGCGGGAGCGCCUGCCCCCGGAGAACCAGGAGGCCUUGGAAGUGGCGCUGAGCCACGUGGCCGCGGAUCAGUUCCCGGCCUUCGCGCGGGUGGCGGUGCCGGGCGGCGGCUCCGCGGGUGCUGUGCCCAGCGGGGACGACCUGAGCAGCGGAGACGCCAUGGGCCGCGUGUUGGAGCGGCUGGGCGCGGAGAGGGACGAGCUGGCGCGACAGAUCCAGGUUCUGCGCAGCGAGCUGCAGAGGGAGACGGAGGCCUCCAAGAACUUCAAGCUGUGGCAGGCCAGGGACCUCCAGGAGGCGCGCGACAAGGCCCAGAGCUUCUUGAAGGAUCGGGAGAAGUGGGCGAGGAUCGCAGCGGCGCAUCUGCAGUCCAUCCAAGACCUGCAGCGCCGCAUCGCUGGCUUCGAUGGCACUCUGGGCCAGGAUGACGUCAUGAGCCUGGCGGGAUUUUCGGAUGUUUCCGACCUGGAGGAUUGCGCAAAUGCCUUGGAUGUGUUCAUCGGGGUGGGCGAGGUGGACCUUUCAGCUGCUCAGCGUCUGCAUGAGGAUUUGAACCGCGGGGAGCCACCGAGUGCGCCGCCGGAGCCGCCGACCGGCAGCGCGCCCGGCGCACCCAGUCCACCCGCACCCCCCGCACCGGUGCCACCUGUGCCACCGGCGCCAUCUGUGCCACCUGCACCCGGUGCUCCGCAAAUCGCACCCCUGCCAGAGGAGUUGCGCACAUUGGUUUGCAUUGAAUUCGUGGGGUUCGACAUGGGCUUCUCGGCAGUUGCUUCAGGGCUUCAACCUAUCUACGACUCUUUGGUUACCUUUGGACCCUUCAACGUCAACGAUGACAUCUUGGAGCAGCUGGCGGAGGGCAUGUUGCGCGUCGAGGUGCACGGGUCACUGCCAGGCAGUGAAGGGCAGCGCAUUCUCGGCCGGGGCCAGCUGCCCAUGUCUGGCCUGCUGCAGUACGGGACCCAAGACACUCGGAAUCCUGUGGCCGGCGGGGUCGUGGCCAUCAAGGAUCCCAAGGAUCAGGACAUUCUCAUCGCCAAGCUGCGGCUGAAGUUGCGCCUGCGCUACUCCAUCGAAGAGUUGGCCGAGGAUUUUAAGAUGCGAGCCAAGGUGAGGCAGAUGGACAGGGGCAGAAAAUGCGAUCGGCCAUGCUACCCAUCACUCACUUGCCACUCACUUCACUCAUGA